Messenger RNA from Procambarus clarkii (red swamp crayfish), 4236 nucleotides. RefSeq names its product another transcription unit protein. Gene Ontology annotation, biological process: transcription elongation by RNA polymerase II; positive regulation of transcription elongation by RNA polymerase II. Gene Ontology annotation, cellular component: Cdc73/Paf1 complex; nucleus. Lineage: Eukaryota; Metazoa; Arthropoda; Malacostraca; Decapoda; Cambaridae. Gene Ontology annotation, molecular function: RNA polymerase II C-terminal domain phosphoserine binding. The record is from RefSeq and is a predicted model, not a curated record.
UGAACGGGGCCGAGGCUGCUGAACGGGGCCGAGGCUGCUGAACGGGGCCGAGGAAGCUAUAGCAACAAACAUGGCGGUCACCCACGAACUUGCUGGCGCCUCCGAGGAACCUGAGGAUGAUGCCUUGGAGUCAUCAGACAACUCUGACUCAGACAGCAGUUCUAGCUCGAGCAGUAGCAGUAGUAGCCGGACAAGUAGCAGGGCUGGAAGCCGGUCACCAACAGGUAUUCGCUCGCCAUCACCAGCGGGCAGCAACAGGAGUGGAUCUAGAAGCAGAAGUCAUACUCCAGCAAGAAGCAAUGCGAGUAGAUCUGUUAGUGGCAGCCCUAGAAGUAGAGGUAGUGCUUCACCCCAGAGCAAAAUGAAUUAUUCACCAGCAGCAGCAGGCAGUCCUCGUAGCAGGGCCAGUGAAUCACCACACAGUCCAGCUGGCAGUCACCCCAGUAGAUCCCAAGCUGGCAGUCAUCACAGUAGAUCCCCAGCCGAAAGCCAGCAGAGUAGAUCUCCAGCUGGCAGUUAUCGAAGCAGAUCUCCAGCUGGCAGUCAGCACAGUAGAUCCCUAGCUCGCAGUCACCACAGUAGAUCGCCAGUUGGCAGUCGACACAGUAGAUCCCCUUUUGGUAGUCGACACAGUAGAUCCCCUUAUGGCAGUCGACACAGUAGAUCCCCAACCGGCAGUCGACACAGUAGAUCUCCAGCUGGUAGUCAGCACAGUAGGUCCCUAGCUCGCAGUCAUCACAGUAGAUCACCAGUUGGCAGUCGACACAGUAGAUCACCAGCUGGCGGUCAGCGCAGUAGAUCCUUAGCUCACAGUCGUCAUAGUAGAUCACCAAUUGGCAGUAGACACAGUAGGUCCCCAGUUGGUGGUAAGCACAGUAGAUCCCCAGCUGGCAGUCAGCGCAGUAGAUCCUUAGCUCACAGUCGUCACAGUAGAUCACCAGUUGGCAGUCGACUCAGUAGAUCCCCAGCUAGCAGUCACCGCAGUAGAUCUCAAGUCAGCAGUCGUCGUAGUAGGUCCCCAGUCAGUAAUCGUCGUAGCAGAUCUCCAGCUGGCAGUCACCGAAGUAGAUCUCAAGUUAGCAGUCAUCGAAGUAGGUCCCCAGUUAGCAGUCAUCGUAGUAGGUCCCCAGUCGGCAGUCGACACAGUAGAUCCCCAGCUGGCAGUCAGCGCAGUAGAUCCCUGGCUCAUAGUCGUCACAGUAGAUCACCAGUUAGCAGACACAGUAGAUCACCAGCUAGCAGUCACCGCAGUAGAUCUCAAGUCAGCAGUCGUCGUAGCAGGUCCCCAGUUAGCAGUCAUCGUAGUAGGUCCCCAGUUGGCAGUCAUCGUAGCAGGUCCCCAGUCAGCAGUCGUCGUAGCAGGUCCCCAUCUGGUAGUCACCGCAGUAGGAGUGGAACUCCAAGAAGUCACAGGAGUUUGUCAGGCUCUCAUCCUAGAAGUAGAUCUCUUAGUCCUCAAAGAAGCAGGUCUGGAUCACCAGCCAGUAGAACACCUGCUGGAUCAUUUGAUGGUAGCCUUACUCCAGCUGUAUCUCGUGGAGGUAGUAGAUCACCUAGAUCUAAAGUGGAUAGUGCAACACCAUUGGGUUCUAGGGUGGGAAGUAGGUCACCUGUAGAUUCCAGAGGUAGAAGUAGGACCCCAUCACCAGUGGGCUCCAGGAGAGAGAGUAGAUCUCCUGUAGGAUCAAGAACGGGCAGUGCAUCACCUCCGAGAUCGAAAGUUAAAAGUAGAUCACCAGCACACUCAAGGACAGGCAGCAGGUCACCAAGGUCACCUACUCACUCUAGAGGAUCCAAAUCACCCAUUUCUAGAUCAGGCAGCAGAAGCCCAGCAUUGUCUCGAAGCCAUAGUAGGUCUCCCAGAGAUAACCGAAGAAAAAGGUCGCCGACUGGAAGUAGGAAGUCUGGGUCCCGCUCACGAUCAAAAUCACCACUUGGCAGUGAUAAAGAAGCAAAAAGAGGUGGCAGUGAUGCUGAGGGUAAGAAGGGAUCAGAUGAUGACAGUGACAUGGAUGUUGGCAGGAAACGUAAACGUGCACUGAUGAGUGAUGAUUCAGAUGAUGAUGCCGCCAAGAAAGUCAGAUCUGAUGAUGAAUUGAAUGAUGUUAAUGCAGAAGACCUCUUUGGUGAUGCUGAUGAUAUCAGCGAUGAUGAAGAUAAAGAUAAACAUACCAAGGGUGAUAAAGACAGACGGAGAUCGAGGUCGCGGUCUCGUUCACGGUCAAGAUCACGAUCACGAUCCAGGUCUCGCUCAAGAUCCAGGUCAAAGUCUCGAUCACGAUCAGGUUCACCGAGGCUUAUUGUGCCUGAUGAUGAAGAGAAGGAAGAUGAGGGCCCUCCUCCAGAAACAAGAAUUGAGGCUGAGAUCCCCAAAAUUAACACGGAUUUAGGCAGGGAUAUACAUUUUGUGAAAUUACCCAACUUCCUCUCUGUUGAAACGAGACCAUUUGACCCUGAACUCUACGAAGAUGAAAUUGAUGAGGAAGAGACACUAGAUGAAGAAGGUCGAGCAAGGCUGAAGCUAAAAGUUGAAAACACAAUGCGAUGGCGGACUGUAUUUGAUAAGGAAGGAAAUGCUGUAAAGGAGAGUAAUACCAAGUUGGUUCGAUGGUCUGAUGGAUCAAUGUCGCUCCAUCUUGGUAGUGAAAUCUUCGAUGUCUAUAAACAGCCUUUGCAGGGAGACCACAACCAUCUCUUCAUUCGUCAAGGAACGGGUCUGCAAGGUCAGGCAGUUUUUCGUACAAAACUGACCUUCCGUCCUCAUUCAACUGAUUCAUUCACUCAUCGCAAGAUGACUUUGUCUCUUGCUGACCGCUCACAGAAAACUAGUGGUGUCAAAGUUUUGUCCAACCUCUUCCGUGAUCCAGAGAGUACUCGAGUUGAGAGUUUAAGGAGGGAUGAGGAUAGAUUAAGAGCUUCAAUGAGACGUGAAAGCAAGCAGCGUCGAGUGAGAGAAAAGGCCCCAAAUCGUGGACUGUCUGCAAACUAUUUGGAGCCUGACAACUAUGAAGAUGAGGAUGAAGCUGGUAUUUCUUUGGCUGCCAUUAAAAACAAAUUUAAGAAUAAGCAAAAUGAUCGUGCUCCAAUCUACUCCUCUGAUGAAGAAGAAUCGGACAUUGAAACAGACAAGGCAAAGCGACUGGAAAGAGCUAAACAUACCAUUAAGGACUCUGACGACUCGCAUAGUGACAGUGAUAGUGACAAAGAUGAGAGUGGCAGUGAUCGUGCCAGCAGUAGGCAGACUUCACGGAAGAGUGGAAGUCGAAGUAGGAGUGGUAGUAGGAGCAAGAGUAGGAGCAAAAGUAGGAGCAAGAGUAGGAGCAAAAGUAGGAGCAAGAGUAGAAGCAAAAGUAGGAGCAAAAGUAGGAGCAAGAGUAGGAGUCAGAGCCGUAGCAAGAGCAGGAGCCAAAGCAGGAGCAAGAGUAGGAGUCAAAGCAGGAGCCGGAGCAGGAGCAAGAGUAAGAGUAGAAGCCCAAGUAAGAGCAAGAGUAGGAGCCGGAGCAGGAGUAGCAGUAAGAGUAGGAGUGGUAGUGAUAGUGGAGGCAAAUCAGGCUCAGGCUCUGAUAGUGAUUAAACAAUGCACUAUUUGCCUUACUUGAGAACGUCUAAAAGUUUUAGGGAUUCCUAAGUAUUGGCAUUGUAAUUAUCUGCUUAUUUGUUAAUACAUUUUCUUUUCCUUUAAAUUAAGUAUUUUUCUUUGUUCCAAUAAGGAGUAAAUUAGUAAUGAUCAUGUUAUAUACUUUAAAAACACCCAGGACUUAAUCUUUUACAUUAUCUUGGUAAGAUUGAAGUACAUUUUAUGUUGAACAUAAUGGGAUAUUUCAGUUAUUUUUACAAUAUAAUUUGAAAGAUUUUAACAUAUAUCAAUAUCUCCUCAAAAAAAAAAAAAACAAUUGCAGAUCAGUUGUUUAGUGACUGCUUCACAUUUAAUAUAUAAUUUGAAAGAUUUUAACAUAUAUCAAUAUCACCUCAAAAAAAAAAAUUGGAGAUCAGUUGUUUAGUGACUGCUCAGACACAUUUCUGAGAUUUACAGAUGUGGCAUUGUAUGGGGAUGAAGCCGGCUGUAGAGAAUCUAACAUGCUAUUUUGUUUAGAAAUUGGUGAAGUGUUUGCUUAGCAUAGAUAUUGUAAAUUGAUUACAUAAUUAUUUUUAGAUUUUAAUCCUUAUCCAGUGAUUAACAUUCUGUAUUAGUUUUGUACAAGUUUAUCAAGAUUUAAUUAAAUUUUGUAGAAAGUC